Messenger RNA from Gigantopelta aegis, 527 nucleotides. RefSeq names its product cysteine-rich motor neuron 1 protein-like. The transcript is spliced from 6 exons. The record is from RefSeq and is a predicted model, not a curated record. Gene Ontology annotation, molecular function: serine-type endopeptidase inhibitor activity. Lineage: Eukaryota; Metazoa; Mollusca; Gastropoda; Neomphalida; Peltospiridae. The annotation marks the transcript as partial.
GCUGUGUGCCGGCGUCGACAAUGCCCCCUGCGUGCCCCUGGAUGUCGCCAUGGUUACUUAAAGGAUAGAAGAGGAUGCACGACAUGCACAUGCAAAAAAGGACCUAUACUAACGCGCUGUCCUUCAGUGAUGUUCUCCAACCCAAAGAUCUGCGCCGUGGCCAAAGUCAGGAAACAGUGCUCCAGAACACGAGGAUGUCGUCCUGGAUAUAUCUGCUGUCCAGGAAUGUGCGGAUCGUCAAGCUGUAUACGAUUAAGACCAAGAUGUUUUUAUCGUCCUUGUGCACGCCCACCGGGUGGCAGAUGUCCGUUUGGUUAUGAAAAAGAUAAACAUGGAUGUCCAACUUGUACCUGUAAAGGGAUCAGACCUGGGUUCAAGUGCCCGGUCAUACACUUCAUCAGAGCUCCAGACUGCACCAAAGUACGUGUCUCAAGGCAGUGUACCCCGCUACGUAGAUGUCGAUUUGGAAAAUCAUGCUGCCCAGGUAUUUGUGGUGGAACUGUUUGUGUGAAGGCGCAACGUAAGUU